This is a messenger RNA of Strongyloides ratti, 903 nucleotides long. RefSeq names its product DOMON domain and Cellobiose dehydrogenase, cytochrome domain-containing protein. The record is from RefSeq and is a predicted model, not a curated record. The transcript has 2 exons. Lineage: Eukaryota; Metazoa; Nematoda; Chromadorea; Rhabditida; Strongyloididae. The coding region runs from base 1 to 903 and encodes 300 amino acids.
AUGAAAUCAGCUCCACCAAAUCCAGGAAUAUCAAGUACUGUAGAUGUCUCUGGAAAAGGUGAUCCAUGUUCAUUUAAAGGAAAAGAUUAUUCUAUAUCAUGGUAUUAUGAUAAAAGCACAACAAAUGUCUUCUUUGAAUAUGAUUCACCUAUAAAAUCAGGUAAAUGGUGGUCAGCUAUUGGUAUUGGUGAUAAUAUGUCAGAUAUGGACAUAGCUGUUGUCUAUUUGGAUGAUGGAAAUGUUGUUGAUAUUGUAGAUCAUUACUCUAGUAGUUAUGCACCACCAAUUAAAGAUGAAAAUCAAGAUUGGAAAUUAAUUAAUACAUCUUUUGGAAUAACUAAUGGAAGAACAAAGUAUGUUGUAGCAAGAAAAAUGUAUACUGGUGAUGAUAAAAAAGAUAAAAAUAUGGAUAAUUGUGUUUUAUUCCAAUUUGGUGUUAAUCUUGCUGAAUAUGGUGUUAAAAAUGGAGAACUUAAAAUUAAAAAACAUGAAAAUUGGCCAGAUCUUUAUAAAGCAUGUGAAAUCAAAGAUAAAUGUAUCAAAGAAACUCCCAUAAUUGAGAAGGCUGCAGAUGCUGCUGUUAUCUCAAUACCACAAGAAACAAUAAUUAAUUCAAAUAAAAAAUCUUCCCUUAUAACUUCAGGACCAUCAAAAUGUAAAUCUGCUGGUUUAAAAUAUACAAGUCAUUGGAAUUACAUUAAAGCUAAUGAUUCAAUAGAAUUUGUUCUUAAUUUUGAAACUUCCCCAGAAAAAUCAUGGUCAGCAAUUACAUUUGGUACUAAUCCAAAAAGAGAUGCAUUUAUAUUAUUCACCAAUAACAGAAAAAUAGUUGAUGGUGGAGAUUAUGUCCUUAAAAAUUUUAGUGAACUUAAGAAAGACCGUCAACAAGAUUGGCACUCAUAA